Messenger RNA from Rotaria sordida, 762 nucleotides. NCBI's taxonomy places the organism in Eukaryota, Metazoa, Rotifera, Eurotatoria, Philodinida, Philodinidae. The record is from the annotation of a GenBank genome assembly.
AUGGGCGAGUACUCGAAAGCACUUUCAUCGCACGAACGAGCACUUGAAAUCCGAAAAAUAGCCCUCCCUCCGAAUCAUCCCGACUUAGCUGCUUCCUACACCAACAUCGGUAUAGUGUAUAGACACAUGGGCGAGUACUCGAAAGCACUUUCAUCGUUUGAACGAGCACUUGAAAUCCGGAAAAUAGCUCUCCCUUCGAAUCAUCCCGACUUAGCUGCUUCCUACAACAACAUCGGUUCGGUGUAUGAUGACAUGGGCGAGUACUCGAAAGCACUAUCAUCGUAUGAACGAUCACUUGAAAUCAAAAAAAUAGCUCUCCCUCCGAAUCAUCCCAACUUGGCUUCUUCCUACCUCAACAUCGGUGUGGUGUAUAAAAACAUGGGCGAGUACCCGAAAGCACUUUCAUCGCACGAACGAUCACUUGAAAUCCAAAAAAUAGCUCUCCCUCCAAACCAUCCCGACUUGGCUUCUUCCUACAACAACAUCGGUAUGGUGUAUAAAGACAUGGGCGAGUACUCGAAAGCCCUUUCAUCGCACGAACGAUCACUUGAAAUCCGAAAAAUAGCUCUCCCUCCGAAUCAUCCCAACUUGGCUACUUCCUACAACAACAUCGGUAAUGUGUAUAAUAACAUGGGCGAGUACUCGAAAGCACUUUCAUAUUACGCAAAGGCGCAAGACAUAUGGAAAAAAUCACUACCUUCAAAUCAUCCACAUAUUGCACUUGUGAAAAGAAACAUUGACAUUGUGAAAGAGAAAAUGUAA